Bombina bombina (fire-bellied toad) is the source of this 1842-nucleotide messenger RNA. It is a transcript of the gene SPRED2, whose product is annotated as sprouty related EVH1 domain containing 2. Gene Ontology annotation, molecular function: protein kinase binding. The transcript has 6 exons. Gene Ontology annotation, cellular component: membrane. NCBI's taxonomy places the organism in Eukaryota, Metazoa, Chordata, Amphibia, Anura, Bombinatoridae. The record is from RefSeq and is a predicted model, not a curated record. Gene Ontology annotation, biological process: multicellular organism development; negative regulation of MAPK cascade. Bases 218 to 1450 code for a protein of 410 amino acids.
AGAGAGAGGGAUACAGGAACUGCUGGGGAUACAGACUCUGCUACUACACCGCCGGCCUCGGAUAAGCCCGAGCUGGGGGGGAAAUACAAGUACAGACACACAGUGGAGGGGGAGAGAGCCCCAGCCUCUUCCCUCCUAUCGGGCCGCAGGCUAUGUGAAGUAAAGAUGAGCAUCUCGGAGCCCCCCGAGGCGGGAGAGAAACGGUGAUCGGGACAAGAUGACCGAGGAAGCUCCCCCGGAGGAUGACAGCUACAUAGUGCUCGUGAAGGCGGUGGUUAUGAGCAGAGAUGACUCCAGUGGGGGAUGGUUACCACAUGAUGGAGGUGGACUCAGCCGUGUUGGGGUCUCUAAAGUCGUUUACCCAGAAGGCAGCGGGAGAUGUGAUUUUCUAAUUCACGGGGAACGAUUGAAAGACAAAGUGGUCUCUUUGGAAUGCUAUUUAAAAAAGGACUUGGUCUAUUUAAAAGCAACUCCAACAUUUCAUCACUGGCUGGUUGACAACAGGAGGUUUGGCCUCACUUUUCAAAGCCCUGCUGAUGCCCGAGCGUUUGACAGAGGAGUCCGCAAAGCCAUCGAAGACCUCACAGAAGGAUCCACAACAUCAUCUUCCACAAUUCAUAAUGAGGCUGAACUUGGUGAUGAUGACGUUUUUGCUACUGGUACAGACAGUUCAUCAAAUUCCUCACAAAAGCGGGAGCCGCCAGUGAGAACAAUCGCAUCUCCGGUAUCAAGUGGACGUGGCCGUUACAGCACUCUGAGCCAUAUCGACGUUUACGGCUUGGACCACUAUUCUACAGAACAAUCAAUACAUAGACCACCUCGACACGUCAGCUUUCCAGAUGAUGACGAUGAAAUUGUUCGUAUCAACCCAAGAGAAAGGAACUGGCUAACAGGAUAUGAAGAUUAUCGUCAGGCACCCAUUCACCGCAAAUAUGCAGACACAGAAAAUGUGGACUCUUAUGUCCGGUUUGCCAAAAGUGAAUUAUCAAAACACGAUUACAAUUACCCUUACGUAGACCACUCUGAUUUUGGUGUGUGCAAGGACCUAAAGAGCACAGUGAUAAACACUCAGCCCUCCAGGUCCAAGUCUAAAAGAAAAGAUGGAGAAAGGUCCAUAUGUACUUAUUGCAGGGACAUGUUUAACCAUGAUGAAAAUGGACGGGGCCAAUGUCAGGAUGCACCUGACUCUGUCCGAACCUGCAUUCGCCGGGUCAGCUGCAUGGGAUUUGCAGACUGUGUGCUCUACCACUGCAUGUCUGACUCUGAAGGGGAUUACACAGACGCUUGUUCCUGUGAUACCAGUGAUGAGAAGUUUUGCCUGCGAUGGAUGCUUCUUAUCCCUUUGUCCAUCAUUGCACCAGGCAUGUGCUGUUAUCUCCCGAUGCGAGCAUGCUAUAAAUGUGGUGUUAUGGGUGGGUGCUGUGGAGGAAAACAUAAAGCAACUGGGUGACGUCAGGCAUCACAGGACUUUUUUUGUGUAUCUUUUGUGGUUGUUUGGGGAGCACCUUGGAAUAAAACAGUGGUUCCAACAUUUCGGUGUAAAUUACCCAUCUUGAAACCCGUUAUACUAUGGCAGCAGAGGAUUCAUCUGAGGUUUCUAACAAACUAAUUUUCUACUGAGAAAGAUGUAAUACUAAAUCGUUAGAGGAGGAAAGGAAAUGUACUUGUUGCCACUAAGAAAUCAGAUAUCAAAUCUGAACACGGCGACACUAAAUGAAUCGCUCCUCAAGCUUAUCUGGAGUGUCACCUGUAAAUAGCUUUGGCACUUCGAUAAAUAUGGUAUGCUAAAUCCACCACUGCUAUGCUUAUUAAAAAUGCAUAAAGAGUUAAUAUGGAGAGAAA